Molecule: messenger RNA, 687 nt
Organism: Fusarium keratoplasticum
Lineage: Eukaryota; Fungi; Ascomycota; Sordariomycetes; Hypocreales; Nectriaceae
Product: Serine protease
Exons: 2
Coding region: 1-687 (228 amino acids)
Source: RefSeq, a predicted model, not a curated record
AUGGCUCCUAUCACAUCUUUCAUGGCGGCGGCCAUCCUUGCCUUCGGGAGAACUAGCUUGGCCAUUCCCACCAACAAUCCCAUCCAACGCCGCUCAGGGGGUCUAUCCAUAACCAAUCAUGCAAGAAACUCGCAAGCCCCGGUUCCUAAGGUCAAGGCCUUGUCUAGAAGAGACCUCAAACCUUUUAGCGGCCAAAGUCCCAAGCCGUCCAACAUUACCGAUCCUCUCAAGAUUCGAGCCAUCAUUGGACCCGAUGAUCGUGUUCUAUGGGACUCUCAACAAUACCCCUACAGCGCCAUAGGCAGAAUCUCUGGAUCUGAUGGUGGGAGCUGUAGUGCUGCCCUGGUCGGCCCUAGGCAUGUUGCUACGGCCAAGCAUUGCGUUCCACCUGAGGGCGUCACCACGCGCUUUCAACCCAUGUAUUUUGAUGGCGACAAGGGGUCGUCAAAGCCUUAUCGCCAAGAGGGUAUCUCGGUGGUUCGAUGUGCUGAUUGUGCCCCGGGUGGCCCUCUAGAGACAGAUGCAGACGGAAUUCUGGGUCAGUCAGGAGGCCCACUCUGGCUUGAGCAGGACGGGUCCCCUUAUUUGUACGGCGUUCUAAGCGAAGUUGGCGAGGAGGGCACUGACUUCGCAUCUGGGCAAAAUCUGGUCAAUGCUAUUAGCAAGGCGAGGGCCGACUACCCAUGA